Pseudopipra pipra is the source of this 2634-nucleotide messenger RNA. RefSeq names its product E3 ubiquitin-protein ligase TRIM41-like. Gene Ontology annotation, cellular component: cytoplasm. Gene Ontology annotation, biological process: protein ubiquitination. Gene Ontology annotation, molecular function: protein binding; zinc ion binding; ubiquitin protein ligase activity. NCBI's taxonomy places the organism in Eukaryota, Metazoa, Chordata, Aves, Passeriformes, Pipridae. The record is from RefSeq and is a predicted model, not a curated record.
GAUUGUGGCCCCCCCGUUGCUCGGCAACGCGCGCCAGUUCCGGUCAGGUGGCGGAAGGCGGAAGUGCCGCGGCGCUUCCCGGAGGUGGCGGAGCUGCCGCCGCUUCGGGACCGAGCGGGGCCCGAACCGGGGCCGGAGGGACACGGCGGGGGCACCGCGGGGGCUCCGCGGCUCCUCCGGCACCGCCCGCGGCCCACACGGCGCGGGGAACGCCCGGCGGGGGCAGCGCGGGCAGCUCUGAGGGUGGUGAGGCCUAAACAGGGGCCCGGCCCGGGGGGGUGGGAGGGGCCUAGGGAGGGUUUGAGGGGCCCGGGAGGGUCGCUGGGACCGCCGGGGGGUCAGAGAGGAGCCCCGGGUGGUCGUAGGAGCCCCCGAAGGGUCAGUGAGGAGUCCCGGGGAGGGUCGGUGAGAAGUCCCGGGGUGGUCGCAGAAGCCCCCGGGGGGGGUCGGUGGGACCCCUGGAGGGGUCGUUAAGGAACCCCCGGGGGGGUCAGUGAGGAGCCCCAGAGGGGUCAGUGGGGACUCCCGGGGGAUCGGUGGGAGCCCCGGGGGAUCGGUGGGACCCCCGGAGGGUCGUUAAGGAACCCCCGGGGGGUCAGUGAGGACCCCCGAGGGGUCAGUGAGAAGUCCCGGCGGAUCGGUGGGAGCCCCGGGGGGGUCCCGCAGCCCCCGCAGGAGGAGGAGGAGGAGGAGGAGGAGGAGGGGCAGAGGAAGGGCCCCCCCGCCAUGGCGGCCCCCCCGGCCCUGGGCGGCCCCGCGGCCCCUCGGCCCGACCCGGUGGAGACGCUGCAGGAGGAGGCGAUUUGCGCCAUUUGCCUCGACUAUUUCUCGGAGCCCGUUUCCAUCGGCUGCGGCCACAACUUCUGCCGCGCCUGCAUCUCCCGCCUCUGGGCCCCGCCCGGAGCCGAAAACCCACCCCCGGAACCCCGGGCGGGAGCCCCCGCGGCCGCCGCCGAGGAGGAGGAGGAGGAGGAAGAGCUGGAGGAGGAGGAGGACGAGCUGGACGUGGAGCAGGACGAGGAGGAGGAGGAGGAAGGCGGCGGCGUGGAGGAGGAGGAGGACGACGAGAUGUGGGAGGAAGAGGAGGAGGAGGAGGACGCGGAGCUCUGGGAAGACCCCGAGGAGGAGGAGGAGGAAGAGGAGGAGGAGGACGAGGAGGAGGAAGCGGCCGCCUGGAGCGAGGGGGCGCGGGGCGGGCUCUACUUCGGCGCCGAGGACUACGAGGACGUGAUGGAGGAGGACGUGGAGGAGGAGGAGGACGAGGAGGAAGAGGAGGAGGAGGAAGAGGAGGAGCAGCAGCGGCGGGGCGAGGGGCGGCGAGCCCCGGGCGCCUUCACGUGCCCGCAGUGCCGGCAGAGCUUCGGGCAGCGCAGCUUCCGCCCCAACCGGGAGCUCGCCAACAUGGUCACCAUCAUCCGCCAGCUCCACCCGCGGCCCCAGCGCGCCCCCGGCCGCCCCGGCCCCGGGGCCGCGCCCGCCGUGCCCCCCGAGCUGUGCCAGAAGCACCAGGAGCCGCUGAAGCUGUUCUGCGAGGUGGACGAGGCGGCCAUCUGCGUGGUGUGCAGGGAGGCCCGCGGGCACAAGCACCACAGCGUCGUGCCCCUCGACGAGGUGGUGCAGGACUGCAAGAACAAGCUCCAGAGCCACCUGGAGCCCCUGAGGAAGCAGCUGGAGACGGUGCUGAGGCAGAAAUCCAGCGAGGAGGAGAAAAUCUCCCUGCUCAAGGAUCAGAUGCAGGCCGAGGUGCAGGAGCUGGAGGGGGAUUUCGAGGUGCUGCACCGGUUCCUGGCGGGGGAGCAGGUCCAGCUGCUGCGGCAGCUCCGCGAGCGCCACGAGGCCCUGCUGGGGCGGCAGCGCCGCAACCUGGGCAUGCUGGAGGAGAGGACCCAGGCCCUGAGGAGGCUCAUUGGGGACGCUGAGGCUGCUGCCAGGCAGGACGGGCUCCAGCUGCUCAAGGACAUCAAAAGCACCUUCAUCAGGUGUGAGAACAUCAAAUUCCAGGAGCCCGAGAUGGUGCCCGUGGACGUGGGGAAGAAAUUCCGGAAUUGUUUCCUGCAGGACGUGGUGAUGAGGAAGAUGGAAAAGGUCUUCAGCAAAGUGCCCCAAGCCGACGUGACCCUUGACCCGGCCACCGCCCACCCCCUCAGCCUGUCCCUGGACCGGCGCAGCGUCCGGCUGAGCGAGCGGCGCCAGGACCCCCCCGGGGCACCUCGCCGGGGCGACAGCGGCGACCUGUGCGUGCUGGGGCCCCCGUUCAGCGCCGGCCGCCACUACUGGGAGGUGGAGGUGGGCGGGCGGCGGGGCUGGGCCGUGGGGGCGGCGCGGGAGAGCGCCCUGCCCCGCCACAAAGGGGGGGCCGGACCCCCCAAGAGGGAGAUCUGGGCCGUGGGCACCACGGGCAAGAAGUACCAGGCGCUGACGGCCACGGAGCAGACGGCGCUGGCGCCGGGGGAGCAGCCGCGGCGCUUCGGCGUCUACCUGGACUACGAGCGGGGGCAGCUCUGCUUCUACAACGCCGAGAGCAUGAGCCACAUCCACACCUUCCACAUCUGCUGCAGGGAGAGGCUUCCCUUCUUCCGCAUCCUGGCCAAGGGCACCCGCAUCAAGAUCUGCACCUGCACCGGGGGGUGGUGA